Messenger RNA from Hypoxylon fragiforme, 1515 nucleotides. RefSeq names its product guanine nucleotide-binding protein subunit alpha. Bases 125 to 1186 code for a protein of 353 amino acids. Gene Ontology annotation, molecular function: G protein-coupled receptor binding; GTPase activity; G-protein beta/gamma-subunit complex binding. The record is from RefSeq and is a predicted model, not a curated record. The transcript is spliced from 4 exons. Gene Ontology annotation, cellular component: heterotrimeric G-protein complex. Gene Ontology annotation, biological process: G protein-coupled receptor signaling pathway. Lineage: Eukaryota; Fungi; Ascomycota; Sordariomycetes; Xylariales; Hypoxylaceae.
UUUUCAUCCGUUCUAUCCGUACAGCCACGGUUCGAUCCGGAGGACCUUCGCGAUUAGACGCCGAGUCUCUUUUUUUUUUAAUUACCAUAUUAUAUUUUAAUCUAGUCGCGUCAUAUCCGUCAAGAUGGGCUGUGGAAUGAGUACGGAGGAGAAGGAGGGCAAGGCUCGAAACGAGGAGAUCGAGAAUCAGCUCAAAAGGGAUAAGAUUUUGCAGCGCAACGAGAUCAAGAUGCUUCUUCUGGGUGCUGGUGAAUCCGGAAAGUCGACCAUCUUGAAGCAGAUGAAGAUCAUCAACGAGGGCGGUUAUUCGCGCGACGAGCGAGAGUCGUUCAAGGAAAUCAUCUUCAGCAACACCGUUCAGUCUAUGCGUGUUAUCCUCGAGGCCAUGGAGUCCCUCGAGCUACCAUUAGAGGACCAACGCAUGGAGUACCACGUGCAAACCAUCUUCAUGCAACCCGCUCAAAUCGAAGGCGACGUCUUACCACCAGAGGUUGGAAAUGCAAUUGAGGCUUUGUGGAAGGACCGUGGUGUCCAGGAUUGUUUCAAGCGAUCGCGCGAGUACCAGUUGAAUGACUCGGCAAGAUACUACUUUGACAACAUCGCCCGUAUCGCCGCCCCUGAUUACAUGCCUAACGAUCAGGAUGUCCUUCGGUCUCGUGUCAAGACCACCGGUAUUACCGAAACAACCUUCAUUAUUGGCGAUUUGACAUACCGAAUGUUCGACGUGGGUGGUCAACGUUCAGAGCGAAAGAAGUGGAUCCAUUGCUUCGAAAAUGUCACUACCAUUCUGUUCCUUGUCGCCAUCUCGGAAUACGAUCAGUUACUCUUCGAAGACGAGACGGUCAACCGUAUGCAGGAAGCCUUGACGCUUUUCGACUCGAUCUGCAAUUCGCGGUGGUUUAUUAACACCUCCAUCAUCUUGUUUUUGAACAAGAUUGAUCGAUUCAAGGAGAAGCUUCCAAUCAGCCCGAUGAAGAACUACUUCCCGGAUUACGAGGGUGGUGACGAUUAUGCUGCAGCUUGCGAUUAUAUCCUCAACCGAUUUGUCAGCUUGAACCAACACGAGACAAAGCAAAUUUACACACAUUUCACUUGCGCGACAGAUACGACGCAAAUCCGCUUCGUCAUGGCGGCCGUCAAUGAUAUCAUCAUCCAGGUGAACCUACGUUCCUGCGGUCUGAUCUGAUUGUAGAUGAAGAACAGUCCAUAAAACGAAAUCCACGACAACAGCAAUCCUACCUCCCAAAAUACCCAUAGCAUAUUCGACGGCCGCCAGUAAUGCUGUAACUCUGGCUAAUGACCUGUACUCCUACCACGACCUUGCCGACGGAUCUUCUUCCAUGUGUUUGUUUUGCGCCUGAAUUGUCUCGCAUACUCCUUUUGCUCCGUUUUACCGAGGCCGCAUCGCCGACCUCAAUUCAGGUCUCCGUGGUGCUGCUGAUUGUGGGAUCGGGGGGAUCUGGGGGGUGGCUCGUGGGACAGUAAGAAGGAUAUUUGCAUCCAAAGUCAUGGCAG